This is a messenger RNA of Daucus carota subsp. sativus, 2145 nucleotides long. Its product is annotated as protein NRT1/ PTR FAMILY 5.6. Gene Ontology annotation, molecular function: tripeptide transmembrane transporter activity; dipeptide transmembrane transporter activity. The record is from RefSeq and is a predicted model, not a curated record. Gene Ontology annotation, biological process: dipeptide transport; transmembrane transport. The transcript is spliced from 4 exons. The coding region runs from base 80 to 1852 and encodes 590 amino acids. Lineage: Eukaryota; Viridiplantae; Streptophyta; Magnoliopsida; Apiales; Apiaceae. Gene Ontology annotation, cellular component: membrane.
UUAGAAGUACACCACCUAAAACAGCAACCUUUUCAAUAUUAGCCUACUUAUUUUCUCUCUUUUGUAGUGAUAACAGAAGAUGAAGGAACUAAAGAAAGAAGAAUCCUUCAAUCCUAAAGAAGAUAGACUUGUACAAGACUAUUCUGUGGAUCAUAAAGGCAAGGUUCCUCUCCGAGCUUCUACUGGUGUAUGGAAAGCCUCUCUGUUUAUUAUCACAAUCGAGUUCAGUGAGAGGUUGAGUUACUUCGGGAUAGCAACAAGUCUGAUCAUAUACCUAACCAAGGUGAUUCAUCAGGACCUUAAAACUGCAGCACAGAGUGUCAACCAUUGGGCUGGUGUAACUACUAUAAUGCCACUGGUGGGGGGAUUCAUAGCUGAUGCCUACUUAGGUCGAUUCUCCACAGUGCUUGUAUCAUCUGUAAUUUACCUUCUGGGUUUACUUCUUCUGACAAUGUCAAGAGUGAUCCCGAGCUGGAAGCCUUGCGCUUCUGGCUUAUGCCACAAGCCAAGGAAGGUCCAUGAGGUUGUCUUCUUUAUUGCCAUCUAUUUGAUAUCUAUUGGUACUGGAGGGCACAAGCCGUCUCUUGAAAGCUUUGGGGCAGACCAAUUUGAUGAUGAUCAUCCCGAAGAAAGAAGAAAAAAGUUGUCUUUUUUUAACUGGUGGAACUGUGGCCUUUGUUCUGGACUUAUAGUUGCCGUGACUGUAAUUGUUUAUGUCCAAGACAAUGUGAGUUGGGGCGCAGCAGAUAUUAUCCUCACAUGUAUUAUGGCUUCUACUAUUGUGAUCUUCUGUAUGGGAAGGCCAUUUUAUCGCUUUAGGAUAGCAUCAGGAAGCCCCUUAACACCAAUGCUGCAAGUCUUUGUUGCAGCUUUUACUAAGAGAAAGCUGCCACUUCCUUCUAGCCCAGAUCAGUUGCAUGAGGUUCCUAAGUCAGCAAACACUCAAGGAAGGCUUCUAUGCCACACGGAGGGUCUUAGAUUUCUUGACAAGGCUGCAAUUAUUGAGGACAAGCAGAGCACAGCAAACAAACAAGAAACCCCAUGGAAACUCACAACAGUGACUACAGUUGAGGAAACGAAACUCAUUCUUAAGACAAUUCCAAUCUGGCUAACUUCUUUACCAUUCGGUAUAUGUGUAGCACAGACAUCAACAUUCUUUAUCAAACAAAGCACUACAAUGGACCGCAACAUCACUCCUAGUUUCGUUAUCCCACCAGCCUCAGUCUACAGCCUAUCCGCCAUUGGAAUGAUCAUUUCAGUUAUAAUCUAUGACAAACUCCUUGUCCCAUUAUUAAGACGAGUGUCAGGAAACGAAAGAGGCAUUAGUAUCCUCCAAAGAAUUGGCAUUGGGAUGAUAUUCACAUUUGUGACAAUGGUAGUUGCAGCCUUGGUUGAAAAAAAGAGACUAGACCAUUUUCACAAGGAUCCAAUAAAGGGAUCACUGUCAAUGAGCGUGUUCUGGUUAGCUCCUCAGUUUCUUAUAAUUGGAAUGGGAGACGGAUUUAGUCUAGUAGGAUUGCAAGAAUACUUCUAUGAUCAAGUUCCAGAUUCAAUGAGAAGUUUGGGUAUUGGUUUGUACCUCAGUGUUCUCGGGGUUGCAAAUUUCCUUAGCAGUUUCCUGAUCACAAUUGUGGACCAAGCAACGAAAAAAGGUGGAAAGAGCUGGUUUGGUAAGGAUUUGAACCACAGUCGCUUGGAUUACUUUUACUGGCUGUUGGCAGCCAUCACAGCCUUAAACUUUGGCGCUUAUCUGAUUGUGGCUCAGCGUUACUCAUACAAAAGUGUUCAGGCAAGGGGCGCUGUGGCUAUAGCGGAUUGUUAUGAAGGUGACAGCAAUGAGGAAAUACCUUGAAUUCUGUUGACUUUAUUUGUCAAGAAAUGCUGAUCUGGUUUGAUAUCAAUCGCGUAUUAAUGGAAGAAGAUAUAUUACAGUACUGUGCAAGGAAAGUACUUCAAUAAAUUGCAGGUCAUAAAAAGAAUAAAGGGGAAAGCAGAAGUAUUUAUGUUAAUGUAAGUCGACUGAGAUUAUCUUUGGACUCAGAAGUGUAUAUGAAGUGUUUAUAAAUAGGCUAUGGAUUUGCAACUUUCUUGUUCUCUUUUUGUGUUAACAUACAGUAUGAAUCACUUCAGUAUAUAGUUUGCUUG